ACUGCGUCCCCUCCCAGAUGUUGUCACUCUGUCCACCCCUCCGCCCCUCACUGAGUCUCUGCAGCUGGACUUGCAAGGAUGAUGUGCGGAGGAGUGUCGGCCACCAAACCGGCCACAGCCGAGACGCAGCGGAUCGCCGACCAGGUAAAGGCACAGCUUGAAGAGAAAGAAAAUAGGAAGUUUCCAGUCUUUAAGACUAUGGAAUUUAAAAGUCAAGUGGUUGCUGGAACAAACUACUUUAUUAAGGUUCAUGUCGGUGAAGAGGAAUUUAUACAUAUUCGAGUGUUUGAAAGUCUCCCUCAUGAAAACAAGCCAUUGGUUCUGUCCAGUUAUCAAACCAAGAAAACCAAGAAUGAUGAAUUGGCCUAUUUUUAAUGCACCAUUUUGAAUAGGGGCCCUUUGUUCUUUUGUAUGGGUACAUUAUAUACAUCAUAUAGGCAGGUAUUAAAAUUUGGGACAAUAAAAGAAAUCUGAUAUUUAAUAAGUAGCUUUCUGUUUUCUAACUCUGAUAUAUGACCACAGAUCGUUUCAUUAUUCACCAGUGAUCUUCAAGUACACUGAACUUAUGUAGCAAUACAGCUAUGCCUUCUCUGGGCCUCAAUAUCUGUAGUUCAACCUUUCAGUUUGUAAAAGAUUGAUAACAUUCCUUAGAAGAACAUGCUGGAGAGCUAAUUUUUACCUUUUGGCUAAGGUGGUCAUGAACUUCAUAGAUUUAGAGAUAAUCGAGUUAACCCCUUCAUUUUCAAAUGAGGAAUCUGAGGCCUGGAAAAAUUAAUCAACUUGAAUAAUUUCAUACAGAUAAUAAGUAGCAGUACUAGGACUCAUCUGGUUCUAAAGCCGGUGCUCUUUCCAUCAGGUUGCUAUGCGCUGAUGCUUUAAUCCAGCAGGUGGCCGCCCUGCAGGGGACCUGCAUAUCUCUUGGCAUUAAUUAUAUCCACAUAUAAUUGGUUUCUUUCAGUUGCCCACAUUGAAAUUUUCAUUUGUAACAGAGUAAGGCUUUUGUGGGCUGUAACUUGUGAAUGACCACUUAUUUCAUCAUCUCUUUCCUGCUUGCUGAAAUUCUGUGGUAAGACACCUUCUUUCCCUCUACCCCACAAAAUGGCCCAGACCCCUUCCCUUCUCCUGUACAUUGGAUUAGCAAAGUUGCACCCUGGACUUGAUUGGCCUCAGCUUUGCUAACACAAUUUAUUAGCCACAUAAGAGCAUAAAAAGUUCUAGUCACACAUAGAUGGGCCACUUGGACGUGGUGGAUUUCUGAAAACCACACAAGUCACCAUGUCCUUCUUUAUAUUCUAUCUUGAUGACCAGACUUAUUUCUAUAUGGUCAUGCAGCCAGAAGAACUAAGUGCCCCAGUAUCUUUGUUGUAUAUUCCUGCUGUGUUAGGGCAAAGUAAACCUUUUUCAAACUG
Molecule: messenger RNA, 1409 nt
Organism: Phascolarctos cinereus (koala)
Lineage: Eukaryota; Metazoa; Chordata; Mammalia; Diprotodontia; Phascolarctidae
Gene: CSTB
Product: cystatin B
Cellular component (GO): cytosol
Molecular function (GO): cysteine-type endopeptidase inhibitor activity
Source: RefSeq, a predicted model, not a curated record